Molecule: messenger RNA, 2419 nt
Organism: Nylanderia fulva
Lineage: Eukaryota; Metazoa; Arthropoda; Insecta; Hymenoptera; Formicidae
Biological process (GO): transmembrane transport; monoatomic anion transport
Cellular component (GO): membrane
Molecular function (GO): transmembrane transporter activity
Source: RefSeq, a predicted model, not a curated record
CGCGCAAGCAUGCGUGUUGGUUGACACGUCAAAUUGUGUCAAUUUACUCGUGUCUCGCUGCAUCGCUCGCGCCAAUAUGGCUUUAAAUCGUCAUUCCUAACAUUAACGCGACGCGUUUAUCGGCGUCGUCGCGAUUCCGAUUUCAUCUCGAUCAUUUCGCAACUGUAGACACAUCAAACAUACGUAAAGUACGGCCUUUGUUUCGCGACCAAGCGCGAAGGUUAGGAUUUGUUCGGGUCAAGGAUAGGUCGUCUCUUUUUUCCUUGUAUUUUUGCAUUUCUCGUAAUCGGGUUGGAGUCAUCGCGCGACCGAUUACGAGAAUCGACCCAAGGAAUAAUCGUGCGAUGUGGUGAUCUUUUCGAACCCGGAUUUCGAGAUUCGAGAGGAACCUGAGAGAAAUGGCCAAAUUCAGGAUGUUGCCACGCACCUCGCGCAUCGUGGCACUCUGUUCCGCCGCAAAUUUCAUAAACGCCGCGGACAGGGUCAUCAUGCCCAUCGCCAUCGUUCCCAUGACCGAUGAGUUCAAGUGGAAUCUGUACUGGCAGGGAUGGAUCCUCUCGGCGUUCGCUUUCGGGUACUUUACCAGUCAGAUCAUCGGUGCAAGUACAGCGAGUCGCUUCGGCUGCAAGACUGUACUCAUGUUGGCAGUUUUGUUGUGGUCCAUUAGUACGGUUGUCACACCUUUGCUAGCACAAUCAGUGCCGUUACUCAUAAUCUGCAGGGUGAUUUUAGGACUCGGAGAAGGAUUGGGCCUACCUGUGAUAUUUCACUUAUUUGCACAUAAUGUUCCUGUGGAAGAGAGAUCGCGCGCUUUUGGUUAUCUUGUAGCUGCUGGUUCUGUCGGUCAAGUGGUCGCAUCUGUUAUAUGUCCACACUUGGCAUGGCAAACUGGAUUUUAUCUGUUUGGAACGAUAGGUAUUCUGUGGACUUUGUUAUGGCUGAUGCUAUAUCAAGAAACUAACUCUCAAGAUGAGAUACCAUUAUUUGUUCCUAAGGUAGCUCAAAAUAGAAGUUUACGUUGGACCGAGUUUAUUGCUCAUUGGCCAUUGUGGGCUUUAUAUAUAGCACACUUUGCAAUGAACUGGAGUAAUUAUAUAAUAAUGCAAUGGCUGCCAACGUACUUGGCAAGAAACUUAUCUGCAAACAAGGAGAGCAUCAGUUUGACAGCACUUCCUUACAUUGUCAAUUCUCUCGUUGGUAUUGUUGCCGGUCACAGUGCUGACACUUUGAUACAAAAACGAUGGUCCGUUUUAUCCGUUAGAAGAUUGAUGACUAAUAUAGGCCUAAUAGGACCUGGUGCAUUCCUAUUAGCUUUCUGUGCUGUGGACGAUUUGCUUGCAGCAGUGGUCUUUGUCUCGAUAUCUAUGGGCCUUUGCGCGUGCAAUUCUGCUGGACACCUAAGUAAUCACGCAGAUAUAGCUCCGAAUCAUGCGGGAAUUACAUUUGCAGUUUCAAAUACAAUUGCAACAGUACCUGGAAUUCUAUGCGGUCCGUUGACGGCCGAAUUAGUAACUGCCUCGCAUGGUUGGUGGAUGCCUGUUUUCGUGCUGGCAGCAGCAAUCAAUUUCACCGGGGCUAUAAUAUACCAAAGCCACAGCUCGGCACUUCCAGUGUUGUGAUAUGCUCUUAGCCAACAAUUAUACAUCAUUAAAGCGAGAAGAAUAAUCAAGUGUUUAUUGAAGACAAUGCAAAAAUACACGUUUACAUUAGGAUCAUUGUAAACUGUUUUCAGUCUUGCAACUGUGAACGAUUACAACAAGUGCGACGGAUUGAUCGUGGCAUAUUGGACGAAAACAUAUCAAGGUGCUUUAUUUAUAUUUAUAUUAAAUCUUAUAAUAUUUGGAAGUGUGAUUUUAACAUAGUGCCAUAGUUAGUCUGAUGAACAGAGAAUGGAGUUGGUUUGAAGAAUUAAUUGAAAACUAUGUGGAAAAUACGCUUAUACAUAUUUAUGAAACUAUAAUUAUGCAUUUUAAUUUAUACAUGUACUGUAUCAAUUAAGAAUUAGCAGAAAGCAUUUUGUGAUAUGUUCUGAUGAAGAGCGUAAAUUUUAGUUUUGCAGUGUUAGGAUAUAAAAUGUAUAUUCUAUAAAACAUAAGACUGUACAUAUAAAAAAAAUUUAACUCUUUCACAUUUAUAUAUUUAUAUUAUUUAAAGGACAGAGAUACGAUUUAUUCACCUAUGUUGGCAUAAAAAACCAAGACAUAACAAAAUUCAUGAAAUAUUGAAAUUACAAAAUUUAAAAUAUAAUUUAAAAAUAUUUUUAAAAGCAGAAAAAUAUGAAAGAGUUAUCUGAUUACACGUCAUACACAUACAUGGAUUAUAAAGAAAAAUUCUUUUUCAAGUAUUCCGAUUGUAAUAUUUGCGACAAUUUGUCUCUCGAUAAAUUUUUUUCUAAAAUAUUAAAUCCCAUUUUAAUGAA